AUGAAGCUGUACCCUCAAGGUACUAAUUCAAAUCCGACAGAAUUAGGACCAGAAUCUUCUGGUGGAAGGAUGAAAGGAGUAUGUGUAGUAAAACCAGUAGUAUUUGGCAAUGUUGCUCGGUAUUUUGGAAAAAAAAGGGAAGAAGAUGGGCAUACACAUCAAUGGACUGUGUAUGUCAAACCAUAUAAUAAUGAAGAUAUGUCAGUAUACAUUAAAAAAGUUACUUUCAAACUUCAUGAAAGCUAUGCUAAUCAGAAUAGAGUUGUCCUGAAGCCUCCGUAUGAAGUAACAGAAACUGGAUGGGGAGAAUUUGAAAUAGUUAUAAAAAUUUAUUUUCAUGAUUCUAAUGAGAGACCAGUUACAUUAUACCACAUUUUAAAACUUUUUCAAUCGGGACCUGAGGAUGUAUUGAGUAAAAACGCACUUGUUUCUGAGUUUUAUGAAGAAAUAGUUUUUCAAGAUCCAACAGCCUUUAUGCAUCAUCUUUUGACCACAACACAUCCCAUAACAUCUGGAGUUUGGAAGCAUGAAACUGACUGUGCACCUAAUAGUUCAUUGAGUUGAGAUGUUUAGAAUUGGUGGAGUUGUUCCACAAAACUUAUUAUACACCUAUAGCUGCUCCAACCAGUCGUAAAUAGUAAAUACAUUGCUCCAACAUGAACUGUAUUAUGGCUCUGGUUAGAAAUUUUUAGAUUUGACCUUGCCUUAUUAAACUCAGUUAGUAAUGAAACUACUGGUAAAUUCUUUAAGGAUGAAAAAUAAUCAAGAUGUGCAGUCAGUAAUCGUUGGUAAACUUGAUAAAUUUGAUUUCUGACAGCCCAUCCUGAUUAUUUGUCAUCCUUAUAAUUUCAACAGGCAACUAUAUAUCCAUCAGUAAAUUCUAUAGUGAAUUAUUCACUUCCGGGCCGGUUCAAAUGAUGUUAAACUAUACGGAGAAGGUAUGGGGGUCAAUAAAGAAAUAACAUUCAAUAGUGGUGACUAUUUAUUAAAUACGGACGUUUCGACUUACUUUGUUGAUCUUUUCCAGGACUGAAUCAAGGAGACAAGUAUGUGUACCCUCUCUCCUUGAUGGAAACUUACAAUGUAAAUCAAAAGCUCACAAUUAAUAAAAAGCUAACACUAUCUGAUACUAGUUUAUGCCUGAUCUGGUAUACCAAAAUAAAUAACUUGGCACAUCUUGAAAAUAAAUUUAGAAAAGUAAUAUUUUUCUUAUUGAUAUGUGUUCAAUCUACCUCCUUUGUCUUUUCUGAGUAUUGAUAUUCUGAACAAAUGCACAAAAUUACCUAAAUACUCUCUAUUAUGUCUUUAUUUUUAUUAAGUUUUGGCUACUUGGGCACUGUAAGGGGAUUAUUAGAUUCUUUAAAAAAGUUUUAAAUCACACUGUUUCUUUUUAUAAAGAUAGCAAAUGGUGAUACUAGUGCUUGAUUUAGCCCUGGAGCCAGGGCCCAAAAAUCGACCUGAUCACAGGCAAAGGUUUGAUUGUAAAUUACGAAAGUGUGUGUUAUUCUGAGUAAAAAGAACCUUGUCUGCCGUUCCAGAGUCACUACUUUAAAAAAUGGUGGCUGAUUUAAAGAAUAUUAGGCCAAUAAUUUGAGGAUCGAAACGGGAUAUCCAUUGCGAAAAAUGCCAGAAAAGUUUUUAUUUUUUUAAC
This is a messenger RNA of Nezara viridula (southern green stink bug), 1651 nucleotides long. Lineage: Eukaryota; Metazoa; Arthropoda; Insecta; Hemiptera; Pentatomidae. The record is from the annotation of a GenBank genome assembly.